This is a messenger RNA of Macroventuria anomochaeta, 285 nucleotides long. RefSeq lists its product as uncharacterized. The record is from RefSeq and is a predicted model, not a curated record. Lineage: Eukaryota; Fungi; Ascomycota; Dothideomycetes; Pleosporales; Didymellaceae. Bases 1 to 285 code for a protein of 94 amino acids. The transcript has 2 exons.
AUGCCUUCUCUUCCAUUCAGCGCUUCUUCCUCGCCAUCUUCUUCUCCCAGCUCGUCGCCAGCGCCCUCGAUAGUUCUUCAUCCCGCAUCGGGCGCUUCAGCAAGGAAGUCACUUCACACAUCGAAAGAGGACGCUGCGGAAGCAUACCGCAACCGUUACGCACAAUACCUCGCCUGCACCUUCAACAUGUCGAUACAAGCUGCGCUGGUCGAAGCUGAUAACAUGUUGGCUCCCCAGCGUCGCUCAUCGAGUGUGUCGGAAGCCGAGUCGUUGCGCGAGAUUUGA